ACGCUUUUGUCAGCUGAUGUCGGCAUCACAUGACGCUCCUGCCCAGUUUGCAAGCUUCGCUGUCGAGUAGUCUGAACUAUUCAUUGCUGCCACUCAAUAACCUUUCCAUUGACAGUAUUCAACUGCUCUCACUACUGUUUCUGAAGGAAGUUUACAACAUGUUGGGGUCCACCAAAAGGCACCCAGCGACGGCAUAGGGCGGUGCCGUACAUUGAAUCAACGCGAAACUGAAAGCAGUACGACUUUUGAGCGGGAACAGCCCACCGCGAACAUGGCCUCGCUGCACGAGGAGUCGUUCUACUGCAUCCCGGAGACAAAGCUGAGCCUGCCCGAGCGGCCGGCGUACUGCGGGGUGGCCAUCGGCGCGGCGGUGCUGGGGCUCGGCGGGGCCGGCUGGCAGGUGGUGCGGUGGCGGGGGCGGCUCGCAGGGGCAGCGCAGCGGCGGAGACCGUCCCCCAACCCCGUCAUCGUGUUCUGUCUCGCCCUGUCAGACUUCAUGGCCUGCAUAGGAGUGAUAGCCCGGGCCGUCGGCAUCCUUGUGAUAGACCCACCGCUAGAACUGGGCCCUGGCGUCUACGUACCAGCACAGGGCAUCAUGGCGAUAUAUACGGGCAGUACUAUAGAGAUCAUUAACCUGUACUUCUACAGCGCCACGUACAUAUGGACUCUGGUGUACGCGAUAGACAUAACCAUGCAGCUCAAAAACAUCGACGUCCCGAUGUCUCUGUACCACGUGCUGUGCUGGACAGCCCCGGUAGUGUUUGUGGGGCUGAGCAUGUUCAGCGUCUUCUUCGAUGUGCCCUUGGCCCCGGGAGGGGACAUUCAGCAGUGCGCCUCAGGGUUCCACCUGGUGUUACACUACAUCUUCUCGUACACGCCGAUCGUCACUGUCAUGCUGGCCAACCCAGCCAUCUACAUCACUGCCUCUAGGCUAAUUGAGCUCACAGUACCGCCCAUGCUCGGCAGAUACACGCAGAGAGAGCGGCAGGUCAUCUCCGCUAUCAAAAUCAAGUUCCUCCUCAUUGUAGUGGUCUUCACUCUGUGCUGGCUGCCUAACGUCAUCGACGGGGUGAUUCAAAUCGCCAACCUGAUCCAAGGCGAGCGCAUCGGGGACAGGUUCUUAGCUUUAUGGAUCAUCGAGGCUGCCCUGAACCCGCUGCAGGGCCUGUUGAACUGCCUGGCCUACGGGCCCGCCACCUUCCAGCAGUGGCUGAUGGGAAGGUCUGGCUGGCUGCUCAGGAGGCGACCACCCGUCAACCUCCACCCCAGGGAGGCCGACCCGCUACUGAGGUGAUGUGUCACAGGAGGAACACUAGAACACCCCGGUCUCGACUCACUUGAACCAAACAGACCACAGCAUUACAGACCUUGAAGUCCCUGGCAUCGAGAAACUCCGUUACACAGGAAAUAAAGACUCCACAAGACAAGGCAACGCCGCUUACAACGGGAAUCCUGCUGGAUACACCGACUUACGACUUAGGACAGUACAUCGAGAGGGCCUGAACCGGGAGUCCUUAGAGAUCACAGGGGUUUAAAGAACAGCAGCCUCGUCGUGACAGUAACCGAAAGAACACUUAAAUUGUUGUGGUUCUACAUAAGUGCAUGGCGGUCAUGUACGCCUCAGCUACGUCUUUGACAUUUUACUAUCAGUAGAGUAUGGCUCUGAAAACAAAACAAAACGGAAUCGAAAAAUGAACAGGACGCGUGUAUACCUGGAUGUGUCCAUAUCCCAGUACUAUCUAAGGAGAGAGUGUUGAUUUGGUUAGUGAGUCCGUGAACAGGGUAACUAAAAAAGUAAGAAAUGGACUUCUCUGAUUGCUGAUCGCACAGUAGAUAGGUAUGUAAAAAGGUACUUUCUAGGAAGGAAUCUACGUCCGUAUGAAGGAUGUUUUAAUGCUGCUGAAGAUUCUUAUUAGUAUUGGUGCAACAGUGUAGGUCUUUGAACCUUCGGGAUCCUUUGGGACUGCAAUUUUCAAGCAUGUAAUACAUUUGUAUAAGGGCUUAAUGAGAGGUGGGGUAAAGCAUAAGGACAAAUAACUGUUAUAGAUCUGCUUGUUUUGUGUCGGUAGAUUUGGCAUUCUCUGAAGAUCCUGAGGCCCGGGGAGAUACACGUUGAUGCAUGGUGACGUUACAAUACAUCUGUGGUUUCAUUUCUGCUGUUGUCUGCUACACGUACAUGUAUCUCCAAGCAGAUAUAAGGAUCGGGCUCAUUCUCA
Messenger RNA from Branchiostoma floridae (Florida lancelet), 2216 nucleotides. Its product is annotated as G-protein coupled receptor 143-like. Gene Ontology annotation, biological process: G protein-coupled receptor signaling pathway. Gene Ontology annotation, molecular function: L-tyrosine binding; dopamine binding; L-DOPA binding. The coding region runs from base 272 to 1294 and encodes 340 amino acids. The record is from RefSeq and is a predicted model, not a curated record. Gene Ontology annotation, cellular component: membrane. Lineage: Eukaryota; Metazoa; Chordata; Leptocardii; Amphioxiformes; Branchiostomatidae. The transcript is spliced from 9 exons.